Molecule: messenger RNA, 1915 nt
Organism: Aspergillus sclerotioniger CBS 115572
Lineage: Eukaryota; Fungi; Ascomycota; Eurotiomycetes; Eurotiales; Aspergillaceae
Product: putative GABA permease
Exons: 3
Coding region: 317-1882 (521 amino acids)
Biological process (GO): transmembrane transport
Cellular component (GO): membrane
Molecular function (GO): transmembrane transporter activity
Source: RefSeq, a predicted model, not a curated record
CCCUGGUCGGGUGUCGGGGGCACAGAGUGGAACAACAGGGCGAUGGUUGAGAGGGUAUUAUCAGUGAACUGUGAAGAUGCCGGGGGGCCAGACGGUGACGUGCGGGGGAUCGAUCAAUUGCGGUGCCGUCGUCGCCCUUUCGUUUUCGUCUUCGUCGUCCUUCUUAUCCCCUGCCCUCCCCUCCCGCUCAUCCCAUGUCUAUUUGGCUUGAUCUCUCUCCGGCAUGUCCUCGACCCUUUUUGAGGAGUUUUUUCUUUGAUCGUUAAGAUCUUUUUGCUCGGUUGAGUAUCUUGAAGAUUGUGUAUUACCCGGCAUUAUGCGACAGGCUUCUGUGGAUGCUGGCGCCGAUGAGGCGUUGGCGAGGAUGGGCUACAAGAGUGAAUUGCCGCGGAACUUGAGUAUGAUGAGUAUUCUCGGCUUGUCCUUUGCUAUCAUGGCUGCCCCCUUUGGUCUCAGCACUACCCUCUCCAUUACCCUUACCGAUGGCCAGUCUGUCAGUGUCAUCUGGGGCUGGGUCGUCGUCACUUUGAUCUCCGUCGCCAUCGCUGCCUCUCUGGCUGAAAUCUGCGCCGUUUACCCCACCGCCGGAGGAGUCUACUACUGGAGUGCGAUGUUGUCAACGCAGAAAUGGGCUCCGAUGAUGUCUUUCAUUGACGGGUGGUUGACUCUGGUCGGGAACUGGACGGUCACUCUGAGUAUCACCUUCUCGGGAGGCCAGUUGAUCCUGAGUGCUAUUUCGCUGUGGAAUGAGGACUUUGUCGCCAACGCAUGGCAGACUAUUCUCAUGUUCUGGGCGGUCAUUCUGGUCUGCGCGUUGGUCAACAUCUUCUGCGCCAAGUGGCUCGACUUGAUCAACAAGGUGUGCAUCUACUGGACGGCUGGCAGUGUGAUUAUCAUCCUUGUCACGCUGUUGACCAUGUCGGACCAGCGACGGGAUGCUGAGUUUGUGUUUACGCACUAUGAUGCCUCGCAGAGUGGUUGGCCUUCCGGAUGGGCGUUUUUCGUCGGGUUGUUGCAGGCCGCAUACACGUUGACCGGAUACGGCAUGGUGGCUUCCAUGUGUGAGGAAGUGCAGAAUCCGCAUCGCGAGGUGCCCAAGGCUAUUGUGCUGUCCGUCGUGGCUGCUGGUAUCACUGGUCUGGUCUAUCUCAUCCCUAUUAUGUUUGUCUUGCCGUCGGUGCAGACCCUGCUCAAUGUAGCCAGUGGCCAGCCCAUCGGACUCAUCUUCAAGACAGCCACUGGGUCUGCUGGUGGCGGUUUCGGGCUGCUGUUUCUGAUCCUGGGUAUUUUGAUGUUUGCCGGCAUUGGUGCUUUGACGGCUGCGAGUCGAUGUACGUACGCCUUUGCCCGCGAUGGAGCCAUCCCCGGGUUCCGUCUCUGGCGACAGGUGAACAAGAAGCUGGACGUACCGAUGUGGGCUAUCAUUCUCUCCACUGGCGUUGAUUGUCUGUUGGGUCUGAUCUACUUUGGAUCAUCAGCAGCCUUCAACUCGUUCACGGGUGUGGCUACGAUCUGUCUGUCGACGUCGUAUGGUCUGCCCAUUCUCAUUCUCAUGCUUCGCGGGCGUGAGGCCGUCAAGGGCUCCAGCUUCUCGCUGGGACGGUUCGGAUACGCGAUCAACAUCGUGUCGGUGUGCUGGAUCGUGCUGGCGGUGGUUCUGUUCUGUAUGCCGACGUCGCUGCCAGUGGAUGCCAGCACUAUGAACUACGCGAGUGUGGUGUUUGCAGGCUUUGCGGUCAUUAGCAUUACGUGGUAUGUGGGCUAUGCGCGGAAGCAUUUCACGGGGCCGCCCCUGACCGACGAGGAUAUGUCGGGGGUGAUGACGGGGAAGCCGGUGGAUGCGGAGAAUUUAUAUGCAGAGCAUGAGAAGGGGAAGAAUUGACCCAUAAGUUCAUUAAUUAUGAUUUUAGCCGUG